Lactuca virosa is the source of this 1277-nucleotide messenger RNA. The record is from the annotation of a GenBank genome assembly. NCBI's taxonomy places the organism in Eukaryota, Viridiplantae, Streptophyta, Magnoliopsida, Asterales, Asteraceae.
AUGGACGCUUCAACUUCAUCAUACCCUCGUUCUAUCUCUCUCUUCAUUUCUCCAUUCGCCCUCAUCUCCUGUUCAAAGUACAAGAUAUUUGUGCUCAAGAUUCCUAUAUUGACAAUUCCAUCCAAGAAAACUAGCUGCAAUUAUGAGCGAAUUGAGAUGAAUAUCUCCAAUACAAGAGAAUCGGAUGACGAAAAAAGCACAAACAACGGUAAGAAUAUUAUCCCAAACCCUAAUUUAACAACAUCUUCGUGGACAAAACUGAGAGAUCCAAGAAUCGUUCGAGUUUCACGAGCCUUUGGUGGGAAAGACAGACAUAGUAAAGUUUGCACAGUGAGAGGAUUAAGAGAUAGGCGAGUGAGGCUAUCUGUUCAAACUGCUAUUCAGUUAUAUGAUCUUCAAGAUCGCCUCGGACUUAAUCAACCCAGCAAGGUUGUUGAUUGGUUGCUCGAUGUUGCUAAGCAUGAAAUCGAUGAACUUCCUCCUCUACAAAUGCCAUCUGGGAACUUCGGUCAAAAUCUUCAAUCAAUGAUCAAUGUUGCUUCUCACUCCGAAAAUCUUGAAGGUGUUAGAACGAAUACUAAUGGUCUCAAUUGGGAGGAUUACUGGAAUCCCGAUAAAUCUAAGGAGAAUAAAGAUCAUUUCUUUGUUCAAUCGAGUACUCAAUCCUCAUCUCUACCAGUUUUGUGCAACAAUGUUGUGCCAAAUGGUUCUUUCUUGAAAUUGAAUCCUUCAAAUUUGUCAUUAUCACAGUUCGGAAGCUAUGGGUCAAUGGCACAUCAUCAAGAAAAUGCAAGUGAUAAUUUCAAUCAUAUCGCAUACCCACUUCCAUCUCAUGAUCAUAACGUGAGGUAUCAAUUUGAUCCAAAACAACUAACCUUUGAGAUGUUGAGCUCUUCGUCUUCAAGUUCACAUCAACAACCUUUGUCUUCUUCACCUCUAUAUACAAUAAACCAAGGGAUGGUUAGGCCUUUGCACUUGAGUAUGAACCCUAAGCUUUUUCCUUCUGAAGAAAAUGGACAUUCAUGAGCUCUCUUUAAAGUUCUUUUCUUUUACCCUCUUCACAUGUUGUGAAAAACAUUUGCAUGUGUGUACUUAGCUAAUAAGUCGAUGACUCCGUGUGGUGUAUUUUGCUGUUCAUUUUGUUAACUCUUUUCUAGCUAAAGAAUACCUCAAAAACGAAAUUAUAUAGGUUGCAGCUUGAACUUGUGAGUGUAAGAAUCUUGAUUUUUUUUUUCCCAUAUACUAUAUAUGGGGUUCGUUCGCCAUGUUAAUUCAGA